AUGCCCUUUGGUCUCACAAACGCCCCUGCAGCUUUUCAACACUUUAUGAAUGAUCUGUUCAGGGACCUGAUCGACGUCACUGUGGUUAUAUAUCUGGAUGAUAUACUGAUCUUCUCAGAAAACCCUGAGGACCACCCAACCCACGUCAGGGAGGUCUUAUCACGGCUAAUGAAAAAUCAGUUAUUCUGCAAACUUUCUAAGUGCCACUUCCAUGUAACAACAGUAGACUACCUUGGUAUCGUCAUUUCUCCAGCUGGGUUCUCAAUGGACCAGAAGAAGAUCGAGGCCGUCACUUCCUGGCCCACGCCCAAAACAGUUAAGCAAGUCCAAGCCUUCCUAGGGUUUGUUAACUACCUUAGGCGCUUCAUUCCCAACUUUAGCUCCGUUGCACGCCCCCUGCAUAAUCUCACGAGAAAGGAAACCCCCUGGUCAUGGGGUAACCGGGAGGAAGAAGCGUUCCAGGAAUUGAAGUCCCUUGUUACCCAAUCGCCCGUCCUCAUUCAUUCCAACCCAGACCUGCCCUAUUACCUAGAAACAGACGCAUCAGGGGUAGCUAUGGGAGCCAUACUGAGUCAACGAGGGGAGGACAACCGGCUUCACCCGAUUGCAUAUAUGUCCAAGUCCUUCUCAGGCGCUGAAGCUAAUUAUGAUACGCAUGACAAGGAACUUCUAGCUAUCAUUAAGGCACUAGAAGAAUGGCGCAUUUUCCUGGAAGCAACGGAUAGACCAAUACAAGUCUUCACGGAUCAUAGGAACCUGGAAUAUUGGAUGCAGGCUCAAACCUUCAACCGCAGGCACGCACGAUGGCGCAUUUUCCUGAGUGACUUCAACUUUGAGAUACAUUAUCGGCCAGGAAAGCAGUCAGGGAAACCAGACGCGUUAUCUAGAAGGUCCGAUUACGUAGAUACACCUGCAGAUCCAGAAGUCAUGUUACCAGCGGAAGUAUUUGCCAACACGUCGGAAGAGGAACUUGAAAUUGUCACGGAAAUCCGCACUAAACUCAGGGAUGAUCCAUCACUAGAACCCAUCAUCACAUUCCUGACAGAGGACGCAGACGACGCACCCCCAUCCAUCCAAAAAGCCUAUAGGGACUACGAUUGGGAAGAGGAUCUCCUAUGGUACCGCGGAAAACUAGUGGUCCCGGACUCAGAACCCCUGAAGGAACGAUUGUUAAGGGAAUUCCACGACUCCCCCCUGGCAGGACACCCCGGGCAACAAAGAACCCUAGAACUCUUGAGCCGCAACUACUGGUGGCCAGGAAUGAAGUCAUCUGCUAAGGAAUGGGUAGAAUGCUGUCCUACCUGCCAAGCCAACCGUCGCGCACACGCCCCCGUCAUUUCCCUGAAACCCUUAGAAGUCCCGCCGUUCCCUUUUCACACAAUAUCCUAUGACUUCAUCACGGGAUUCCCUAAGUCUAACGGGUACGAUGCAAUUCUAGUUGUGAUUGACUCCUUCUCCAAGUUUGGCCACUUCAUCCCAACCACAAAAAAGGUCACAGCCAAAGGCCUAGCGGAACUGUUCAUCACCCACGUGUGGAAGUUACACGGACUACCAGUCAAGACAGUUUCGGACCACGGAACCACAUUCACAGGGAAAUUCCUAAGGGCACUGUACCAACGCCUUGGGAUCAACCCGGCCUUCUCCUCAGCCUACCACCCGGAAUCGGACGGCCAAACAGAAAGGGUAAAUCAGUUCAUAGAAUUCUACCUCAGAUCAUAUGUUGCCGCCGACCACUCGGACUGGGCCACCUGGUUGCCAUUAGCGGAAUACGCCUACAAUAACGCAAAGCAUUCCUCCACCGGAAGAACCCCUUUUGAAUUGGUUUACGGAAGAAAUCCGGUCAUGAAUCCGUCCAAUAUCCCUGCCAACGUCCCGGAAGCUGAUCAAGUAGCCAGUAUACUAGCACAAGAAUGGCAAGAGGCGGAGUCAGCACUCAGGAUGACCAAAGAACGCAUGAUAGGCACAAAAGGAGUGGUACCAGAAUACUCAGUAGGCAAGAAGGUCUGGCUGGACGGGAAAAACGUAGAACUUAGAACAAACUCCAACAAGCUGGACCCCAAACGGCUAGGACCAUUUGAAGUUGUUGAAAAGAUCUCCAGCCACGCGUACCGCCUCAAACUACCGAUUACUCUAAAAAUUCAUGACGUAUUCUAUGUAGGAUUACUAUCCAAGGCGCAUGAAUCCCCAAGUCAGCCUUUUCCGGACCGUCCUCCCCCUGAAACAAUAAAAGGAGAGGAGGAAUAUGAGGUGGAACAGAUCAUAGAUUCCAAGAGGCAACGGGGAAAGUGGUUUUAUCUGAUCAAAUGGAAAGGGUACGGACCAGAAGACAACUCCUGGGAACCAGAGGAGCUGCUGGAGCACAGUCAAGAAGAAAUCCAUCGCUUCAAUAGAUCACGACUGAAAAAGGCUUGUGACUCCGCCAAGAGCCUUUAA
Messenger RNA from Rhizoctonia solani, 2433 nucleotides. RefSeq names its product Retrotransposable element Tf2 protein. Gene Ontology annotation, biological process: DNA integration. The record is from RefSeq and is a predicted model, not a curated record. Gene Ontology annotation, molecular function: nucleic acid binding. The transcript has a single exon. The coding region runs from base 1 to 2433 and encodes 810 amino acids. Lineage: Eukaryota; Fungi; Basidiomycota; Agaricomycetes; Cantharellales; Ceratobasidiaceae.